CAAUAAAGAAAAGGAAAUGGGAAUUAGAGAGAAUGAUAUUCUCUUCUCAACCGAAUUUGAUGAAGGAAAAAAAAAAAACCCUGAUCAAACUUAGUUCCGGUGGAAUAAAACUUAAAACUUGAAAUCCUAUUAAAAAAAAAUUGAAGACACAAAACUUUUAAAAUGUUAAUUUAUUGAGAUGUGUCAUCAUUGGUCCGAGGUUAUUGACUUCUGAAAGUCCAUAAAAGCUUUCUAUAAUUAGCAAAAACAUUUGACCCCCGGAAAAUGCUAAACACCAUUGCUUCCGGAACACGUAACACCGCUCACUGCUUUAUGUUUCCUUUUUUGGUUUCUUACUUUAUUUCUCUUCCUCCAUCAAUGAGAUCUCUCUCUCUCAAUCUUCUUUCCCCUUAUUCUUCUCUUCAACUAGGUUUCCUUUCACAUUUCUCCUUAAUUUCUUUCAAAAGUCUGUAUGUUGUCUGAAACUCUUGUGUUCUGAAGUUUUGAGAUUUUUCUGCAAAUAAAAAUGGGAUAUAUGGACUUGGCGAAAUCGUAUACGAAUCAAAUGCGGGUUGUUGAAGCUCCAGCAAGCGGAGGCGGUCUCAGUCAGAAUGGAAAAUUCAGCUAUGGAUAUGCAAGCUCAGCUGGGAAGAGAUCAUCUAUGGAAGACUUUUUUGAGACGAGGAUCGAUGGUAUUGAUGGCGAAAUCGUUGGUCUGUUUGGAGUCUUUGAUGGCCAUGGUGGAGCCAGAGCAGCAGAGUAUGUUAAGCGUCAUCUAUUCAGCAAUCUUAUUACGCAUCCUAAGUUCAUCUCUGAUACCAAAUCUGCAAUAGCUGAUGCUUAUACUCAUACAGAUUCUGAACUUCUCAAGUCAGAAAAUAGUCAUACUAGAGAUGCUGGUUCAACUGCCUCCACAGCUAUUCUCGUUGGUGAUCGUUUACUUGUUGCAAACGUUGGUGAUUCCAGAGCUGUUAUAUGUCGAGGUGGAAAUGCUUUUGCUGUGUCAAGAGACCAUAAACCUGACCAAAGUGAUGAGCGUGAACGGAUUGAGAAUGCUGGUGGCUUUGUGAUGUGGGCAGGGACUUGGAGAGUUGGAGGAGUUCUUGCGGUUUCUCGCGCUUUUGGUGAUAGACUUCUGAAACAGUAUGUUGUUGCUGAUCCAGAAAUUCAGGAAGAGAAGAUUGAUGAUUCUCUUGAGUUUCUGAUCCUUGCCAGUGAUGGAUUAUGGGAUGUUUUCUCCAAUGAGGAAGCAGUUGCAGUGGUGAAAGAAGUUGAAGAUCCGGAAGAGUCUUCCAAGAAACUUGUGGGAGAAGCAAUAAAGAGAGGAAGUGCAGACAAUAUCACAUGUGUUGUUGUACGUUUCUUGGAGAGCAAGACUGCUAACAAGAAUGGUUCCAGCUCAUCUGAGGAAACAAAUCAAAGAGAAACCGCUGUUAGAAAUGUCUCAGACCACAAGAACGCAGCCAAAGCAACCAAUCAAGACUAUAUCGCAGUACACAAGGAUUUGGACCGCAAAGCUGACAGUGAAAGCCUAAACCAAAAGCCAAUUGCAGCAAGAACCGAAGAAAUCUCAAAUCAAAAGCCGAUUGCAGCUAGAAAUGAUGAUAGCUCGAACCAAAAGACGAUUGCAGCUAGAAAUGAUGAUAGCUCAAACCAAAAGCCAAUUGCAGCUAGUAGCAACGAAAGCCUGAACCAAAAGUCAAUUGCAGCUAGAAGUGAUGAAAGCUCGAACCAAAAACCGAUUGCAGCUAGAAGUGACGAAAGCUCUAACCAAAAGUCGAUUGCAGCUAGAAGCGAUGAAAGUUCAAAGCAAAAGUCGAUUGCAGCUAGUAGCAAUGACAGCCUGAACCAAAAGCCGACUGCAGCUAGAAGCGAUGAAAGCUCAAACCAAAAGCCAAUUGUAACUAGUAGCAAUAAGAGCCUGAACCAAAAGCCAAUCGCAACUAGAAGCAACGACAACUCAAACCUAAAGCCAACCGCGUUAACAGCAGCAGAACGCAAUGUUUCUUCUGAACAAAGUGGUUUAGCCGGAGAAAAAAAACAAAUGCCAAUCGCAAUUCGUAGUGACACAGAGGCCAAGAGCUCAGUCAAACUACCUAACCAAGGGAAGAUCACAUUAGAUAAUAACUUGAACCUUAACACUGCAAAGAAACCUGUCACAGCAACACACAACUUAGAACAGAGCGGAUCAACCAAUGAAAAGAAUCGAAAGCCGAUCGAAGUUCAUAGGGACUCCUCCUCAACCAAGGCAAGUAGCGUCCCCUCUAUCUCUUACUAAAACCCACACUAACUUCAUAAUGAUCUUUUGGAUAUAUAAUCGUACUAUGCCUUCAUUUACUUUGAACUAUCUUUAGUGUCUUUAAGAUUUUGCCUCGACUGAUUUGUCAUUGAUAUAAGUUUUCCUUUCU
Messenger RNA from Capsella rubella, 2387 nucleotides. Its product is annotated as probable protein phosphatase 2C 71. The transcript is spliced from 8 exons. Gene Ontology annotation, cellular component: nucleus; cytosol. NCBI's taxonomy places the organism in Eukaryota, Viridiplantae, Streptophyta, Magnoliopsida, Brassicales, Brassicaceae. The record is from RefSeq and is a predicted model, not a curated record. Gene Ontology annotation, molecular function: protein serine/threonine phosphatase activity; cation binding. Gene Ontology annotation, biological process: protein dephosphorylation. Bases 506 to 2257 code for a protein of 583 amino acids.